Molecule: messenger RNA, 567 nt
Organism: Trypanosoma brucei brucei TREU927
Lineage: Eukaryota; Euglenozoa; Kinetoplastea; Trypanosomatida; Trypanosomatidae
Exons: 1
Coding region: 1-567 (188 amino acids)
Source: RefSeq, a predicted model, not a curated record
AUGCGGGCGUGGAGUAACCUGCUAGCGUCUGUGACGAUGGCGCCGUUUUUUCUGCUAUGUUUUGUCUGCUCUUGCGUUUGGCCCGCCGUAGCUACUGCGGGAAGCAUUCCCCUUGCUGUUGUGGGCAGUGUCAUCACUUCAGAGGAUGCGUACCGUUUUAUUGAGGUUCAAGCUGUCGACGGCGCCACAGGAGCUGUUGUGCGCUCCGUGCCACUGGAUGCAACGCUUACCUUUACUUUUCACGGUCUACCCCAAACUGUAAGUGAGGUGCGGCUCUUGCCGAGGCUGCCUGAGCGGCGGUUUCGUCUCGAUAGCAGUGCCUCUGUACUCACUGCGCCUUUGCGGACAAAAGAUGGGGAUGGGUGGCUCCACUUAUCCGCGAUUGUAGAGCAGCAAGAUGGUUCACAAGCAGGGGAUCAAUUACCUGGGAGUAUAAGUGCGGCAGUUAUGGCAGCGAUGAUUAUUGCCCUUGCGGUGAUUGGCCGAUAUCGAUUGUUGUCGCUGUUUCAGUUUCCGGCUCCAAAACCGCCGAAGUUGCGUCGUGUAGCUGUGGCAGUGAAUCGGUAA